This is a messenger RNA of Punctularia strigosozonata HHB-11173 SS5, 3153 nucleotides long. RefSeq lists its product as uncharacterized. The transcript is spliced from 2 exons. Lineage: Eukaryota; Fungi; Basidiomycota; Agaricomycetes; Corticiales; Punctulariaceae. Bases 1 to 3153 code for a protein of 1050 amino acids. The record is from RefSeq and is a predicted model, not a curated record.
AUGGACGCCUCGCACCAGUCCCAGAAGCCCACUCGCACGCAGACGUCGCGAUGGGGGCGUCGCAAGUCCGUCAGGGAUGUCCCCGGAGACGGCGCUCGAUCGUCCUCGUCUCUGCAUCAAAUCGACAAGGGGAAGGCGAGGGAGCACACCGAGCAACAAGACCCCCCACCCACCCAGCCACUGCCCACCUGGGCCCCCGUCCCCUCCAUCGUCCCCGACCCCCUCCUUGAUCUCCCCGCAUGGUACCACUCCGACGUGUUCGAAUGGUCUGCCGCCACCGCCGUCCAGUUCCGGAGGAAGUAUCCGUUGCACAACCCCGUCGGUCCGCGAUGGUAUAGGAACCACCACCUUAUCCCGCCCUCAGUCAUCCACGGCAAUCGCGCCCCUUCUGUAUUCUCCCCCCUCUUCCCUCCCAUAUCGGUCUCUGGCCACGAUAGGCCGGAACACACCAUGUCCCUGCCGGUUCCCGUCCGGACGCCCUCCAGCUCGCCGUCGCCCUCCCCCAAUACUUCCCAAGUCCAAGUCAACGACUCGGCGCCGACCAGGACGCGCAAGGUGUCGCACACGGGUCCAGGCGCAGAUUCUCUCGAUGCCUCCGAUCCUUCCGGGAUCAACUUCCACCAUUCCUCGCCCUAUGACAUUGGCUUGAAUCGAGAACGUCACGUCCAUACCCAAGACCCUCCAGAGGUACGUGGCUUUACACACGCUGUAUGUUCCAACCCUGAUCGAGACGGCUCGCAGUCUACGUACGAUCCUCGUUCUCGUCGUCCAAGCUCUGUCCAAGCGCAACGUCACAAAACCGUCACCCCUUCGCCACUAUCUCAGUCCACGUCUGCCGUGCAUCUACAAGCCGAUAGCGAAGGCGUCGGUCUACCCCGCAAACUGAGCAAGCGUAGGACCGGCAUUCGAGGCGUCUUCAACGGCCACGCCAUCAACGACGUCGCUCCCAAGUCUGUCUCGGCUCCUGCGACGCCCAUGGAUGGGCCGGUGUCGAACCUGUUGACUCCUCCCCCGGCGGACGGCGCAGGCGUGCGCAGGAAGCUCUCUAAGCGAGAGAGCGUAAGGCCCUCCAUCGCGGGCAGCUUGGUCACCGUGGAGAAGCGCGAGAAGCGGGGAAGCAUUCUCGGCCGCCUCGCGAAAAAGUUUACGAUCAUGCGCAAACCCAACAGGGAAUCACGCAUCGAGGCGACAGAGAAGAGAGAGGACGAAUGGCAGGACACCAGCGGCGCGCCGACGGGCACGACGACACCGGCGGGGCGGGAGUCGUCUCCGGAGAAGGGCGCUGAGCCGCGGAAAAGCGGGGAGAUGACGAGGCGUGUACCCCCGCCUGCGGUGAACACGACGAACGCCGCCCCGAGAGAUCUCGACGCCUUGUAUGCAGGUCUCCGGGAUCAGAAAGCCGCGCAGGAGGCGGCGGUGGAUCGUUCGUCCAUGUCGGUGCUGGACGCUCCGUACUCCAUUGGUCGGCUCACGAUCGCCAAUCCGGACGCUCCAAGCUCGACCGAGAACUCCCCUGCGCCGCGAAACGUGCCGUUACCUGCGCUGUCGCAGCAGGUCGAGCAGGUCGCGCCGUCGUCGGCGGUGGCGCCUACUCCGGAGCAACCUCGCUCGUCGCCGCCGGCUGCUCCUACGCCGGUCGGCACAGCGAACUCGGAUGCUGCACCUGCGCCCACUCCGGUACCGAACGUGACCUCGCCGCGGCCGCCGUCGCCUAUGCUCCCCGAAAUCCCCCAAGCAACCUCCCCAAUUUCGGAGGCUGCAUCGCCGCCCAUGAUUCCUAGCGAAGCCGGCGCGAUGUCCCCGGUCGAGCAUGGCGCAUUCACGAUGAUGAGCAUCCCGUCGGAGGUGUCGGUGACGUCUCCUCUCCCGCCGGCGGCUGUGUUGUCGGCAGCUCCUUGGGCGAACGAUUCGCCGAACGAUUCGCCGUUAUCGAGAGCGUCCAUGCUGGCCAAUCCCCCUACCCCGCACCCGCCUACAGUGCCUAUCCCUCCCGCAACCGCGCCCGUACCCACGUCUUCCGCGCCCGUCGUGCCGCCGAUCAUGACCGAUAACGUUCGGUCCGUGCGGACAUCGUCUCCCAAGAAACCAUCGCAGGAGGAGAGGCAGAGGAAACGGUCACCCAGCAACGGAGAAGACGCGCAAUCGCUGCAAUCUCCAAGGGAGGAAUCGCCGACGAAGAUGCCCAAGUCGUCCGGAUCCACGAGGAGCAUGCGGCAGACCGAGACGUUCCGCCUUGUGCGCAGCCCUUCGGGAGGUAACGUACCCACAGUGGACGCCAUCAUGGCUAACGGCGAACAGUGGGCUGUCGUUGAGGGGGGUCAUAAGCGGAGCAGGACCAAGGAUCGCCCGAAGUCGAAGGAGGAGAGCGGGGGGCACAAGGAGAGCAGACGGGAGAAGCGGCGAUCUGAACAGGAGGCCGAGGCGCGCGCGGCCAACGUUCAUGCAUCCGGAUCGCGGUCGUCGAUCCCUGCGGAGAUGAUGGUACGCGAAGAUGUCCGCGAGCGGGAACACCAUCAACGCUCGACGCACGACGUCUCGCGUCGUCGGUCGCGGGAUAUACCUCGUGGAGAUAGCCGUGGCGCAUCUCAAGACCUCAAUGCCCUAAAGGCGCGCGAGGCGUGGGAGAUGGAGCGUCUCUUCCGCGGGCGAAGCUUCUAUCAACCGGAGCAGCCCGAGUCGAUGCGCAUGCCGUCGCCUGAGCCUGCGCAGCCGAACGGUUACCACCACCAGCCGAUGGCGUACCCCGCCCAGGUCGGCUCCGGGUAUCCCGCCACGCUCGGCUCAAGCCACACGUCGUACGUGAUGCAGGCGCCGUUCCAAACCGCACCGCAGUCCGCCACCGCGUACUACGCCGUGCCCCCGCCAGUAAUCUACCACCAGCCGCCGUACAAUCCGCAGGACUACGCGAGCCAGCGCCGGUCCGUCUCUCCUCGCGACGAUGUCCUGUCGCACCACUCCUACCCGGACCCGAGUUCUCUCGACCUGAUACCCUCCGAGGCUGGAUCGCCUCCGCCUCGCACGAAUCCUCUGCCGGCACCGCCGCGGCAGUCGUCCUAUAAGCCUCCGCCCAUAUCGCCGACGCACCCGGAGGGGACCUCUCCCGAGCUCAACCCGCAAUACUGGAAGAGCUACGCGGGCCUCGCCGCCCACUGA